CUGAGUCAUAUGUCAAAUCAUAUUAAUACUUUUAAUAACAAACAGGAUAUUUAAUUAAAAAAACCAACGAAUAUUUAAUUUAACUCGUUCUAAUUAUUUCUCAACAAAGCCUUUAAAAAUUUGAAAAAUAUUAUGGCAUACCAGGGAGGCUAUGGUCAACCACCACCCGGAGGAUACCAACAACCAGCAGGAUAUGCCCCUCCACCAGGAGCGUUUGCACCGCAAAAUGCGAAUGUGUCACCUGAUGUUCAAAGAUGGUUCGAUGUUGUAGAUAGAGAUCGUUCUGGAAAAAUAAGCGCAACAGAACUUAAAGCUGCACUUAUAAAUGGAAAAGGGGAAAAUUUUUCUGAUAAUGCUUGCAAAUUAAUGAUUAGUAUGUUCGAUACUGACGCAAGUGGAACUAUAGAUGUACAAGAAUUCGAAAAAUUGUUCAACUAUAUUAAUCAGUGGUUGCAAGUUUUCAAAACCUACGAUCGUGAUCAAUCUGGUCAUAUUGAAGAGCAAGAAUUAUCGCAAGCUUUCGCCCAAAUGGGAUUUAGAUUUUCUCCAGAAUUUAUAACAUUUUUAAUAAGGAAAUCAGAUUUGCAAAACCACAAACAAAUAUCUGUUGAUCAGUUUAUUGUUUUAUGUGUACAAAUACAAAGAUUCACUGAGGCAUUUAGAGUGAGAGAUACUCAACAAAAUGGUACAAUAACCAUUGGAUUUGAAGAUUUUUUAAGCGUAGCUAUUGGAUGCUCCAUUUAAAUGCAAUGACGAAAGCUAUUUAUCCUAAAAAGGCCUUAUGCAAGAACAAGAAUAUAUAUAUACUUUACAUUCAUUUAUUUUACUAUAGAACAAUAUUUUUAUUAAGAAAUCAUGGUUAAAAAACAUUGUAUUUUGCUUGUUUUGGUAUUUUGAAGCACAGUUAAAAUAUAGGUAUUAUACAA
Molecule: messenger RNA, 926 nt
Organism: Condylostylus longicornis
Lineage: Eukaryota; Metazoa; Arthropoda; Insecta; Diptera; Dolichopodidae
Gene: Pef
Product: peflin
Exons: 4
Coding region: 133-744 (203 amino acids)
Biological process (GO): COPII vesicle coat assembly
Molecular function (GO): calcium ion binding
Source: RefSeq, a predicted model, not a curated record